Messenger RNA from Anarrhichthys ocellatus (wolf-eel), 2209 nucleotides. RefSeq names its product transmembrane protein 119a (gene tmem119a). The coding region runs from base 967 to 1710 and encodes 247 amino acids. Lineage: Eukaryota; Metazoa; Chordata; Actinopteri; Perciformes; Anarhichadidae. The transcript has a single exon. The record is from RefSeq and is a predicted model, not a curated record. Gene Ontology annotation, cellular component: plasma membrane. Gene Ontology annotation, biological process: positive regulation of osteoblast differentiation; ossification; positive regulation of bone mineralization.
GGGGGUUUCACACCGUGUAAUGUACAUCACAGCGGCAGCAGGUUCACUAUAGCAUGAUGCUGAUUAGAAGCUUGUCGUUACAGCUUAGCACUGUGUAAUUAUACUGUCUAUUCUAAAUGGGAACAGACUGAGCCCUGCACAACUGGAUUUUGUUUUGUUGGAGCUUGACUUCACAUUGAGAAGAAGGAUGGAAGAAAUGUAACAUUGGCUCAGGAAGUUUAUUCAUACAGUUGUACUGUCGGUAAAUGCUGGUUUUACUGGAAGCAGAAAUAUCUUCCUCAGGCCUGUGCUGCUGUGGGCUGGUGUAGCCUACAACAGCUGCUGCCCAGUGUAAAUAUAGAGGCCACAGCCUCUGUGCUCACCCUGGAAUAUAGCUUCCUUCUGGCUUUGGUGUGGUGGAUGGGUGGCCUCCCUCUACUUUACAAAUUAUAAGGCCUUCAGCACCAAACUCACUGUCUCCACCCCAAAUAAGUAAUGGCUGCUCAAUUGCCUGCUAAAAUAGAUCUGGUCCUAGAUGGGGAACGGCAGAAACCCUAGAAAAACCUGAGUGAAGAUGAAUACUGGAGCUGCAUUUCAGAUGGAAACGGACGUUUAAAACAGUUUUAUUUUCUUAGUAUGUGUCUGUUUUAGACUGCUUGACACGAGUUAGUAUUGACAAUGCGUCACAAGAAAUAUCUGAGGGGUCACAAGAUUAUUAAAAUGAUAAAAGGAAAAAAAAAAAUGAAACAAACUGGAUGAAGUGUUCAUUAGUGAGCUUUAUGGUGCUGCUAGAUGCUUUCUGUAUCCUUUAGACAGUCAGGCUAGCUGUUUCCCCCUUUCCAGCAUUUUACUAAGCUAAGCUAACCAAUUCAUGGCUCUAGCCUUUAGGGGUCUGACGCAUCCAUGUUAGAUUAGGAAAUACAUGUAUUUCCUUAUUCGAUCCUAAAUUCAAGAUAGCCAUUGUUGUUGCAGGACUCAGAGGAGAAGAUGAAGUCCCGUUUGUUUUCUCUCGUCGCCUGUGUGACCCUGCUCUCAGUGUGUCACGCCACUCCUCUGUUCUACAACACAUCCAUGGACGGCAGCGGUGAUGAAGCAGAGCUGGAGCUCAUUUUUCCAACCUCUUUCUCCAGUCGAGCGCCUGUUCAGGUCUCUGCUGCCACUGGAGGUCCCAACCUCACCAGCACCAUCACCACCACCAUCACCACCACCAUGAUCCGCCUGAAGGACUUCGUCCUCACCCGAGUAGUGGACUUCCUGCAGGAGAAUCUGCUCAUCAUCAUCGUGGUGACCUCUCUUCUCAUCGUCAUGGUCUUCAUCAUCUGCUGCGCCUCUGCCAUGAGUCAUAAGCGCAAGCUGGAGGCCAACAAACCCCCUCCUCAGCCAAACAAGAAGUCUGUGGCUGAUAAGACCGGCGCACGCAAAAAUUCAAGCGAGCCCCAGGAGCGGCCGUGCGCCGUCGACCACGUCAAGAGGGUCCAGACUCAGAGCAUGGCCUCCCCCAAGCACCUGCGCGUGCCCUCCAAGGCUCUGGUGGGUGAGAGGGGCAGAGACGUCAGGUCGUCGCCCCGCCAGGAGGUGAGAAAGGUCAGCGAGGCAGAGGAGGUGAUAAAGCAGAGAGAGGAGCCCAAGCACAAAGAGCAGCCAAAGCACAGAGAGGAGGUGCAGCAGAGCCCCAGCACGAGCUCUGGUCAUUCAGUCUGCACCUGCCACCUGAAAAAGGCCCAACACUAGGGCACGGUCGAGGCUGAUGUUGGCUUAAGAGGUGAAAUGUUGCAACCACGACAUAAAAACAAGAUCAGACAGGUUGGUUAUAUUGCCCACAUAUGGAAAAAUAUAUAGAAAUGCAUUUGUGAUUCAAAUCUGGCCCAUUUACAACUUCCACCAAGAAAUGUAUUUGUGAUGCUGAUGCCCAAUGAUUAAACAGUUAAAACUACAAGUUCAUGAAUAUAUGAACUGUGGCUUGAUUAGAAAUGUAAUUGAUGGAAGAUAUGUUGGAAAUCAAAAUACUAAAUGUUGUUGCUGCAUAAAUCCUGCCUAUAAAAGUUGCAUGUCACAGUUUUUGAUACAUACAAAGAUUAAAAAGCCAACACGUUGAUGCUACAUGCCAACAACCUUUAAACCUUUAAAGUGGCUCAGUGGUCAGUUUGUCCUUAGUCUAUCUGUGGUCACGCAGUUGUUUUUUAUUAGUGAUUGCCACAGUAAGUAGUCUUAACCGCCUUAUAUCAUAUCA